This is a messenger RNA of Amphibalanus amphitrite, 1122 nucleotides long. Its product is annotated as metabotropic glutamate receptor-like. Bases 55 to 1122 code for a protein of 355 amino acids. Gene Ontology annotation, biological process: G protein-coupled glutamate receptor signaling pathway; regulation of synaptic transmission, glutamatergic. Gene Ontology annotation, cellular component: membrane. Gene Ontology annotation, molecular function: group II metabotropic glutamate receptor activity. The transcript is spliced from 3 exons. The record is from RefSeq and is a predicted model, not a curated record. Lineage: Eukaryota; Metazoa; Arthropoda; Thecostraca; Balanomorpha; Balanidae.
GUCCAGCUAAUACGCACCCCUGGUGUACCCCUGCAGGGCGAUACGUGCUGCUGGAUGUGUAUUGUCCAGCUAAUACGCACCCCUGGUGUACCCCUGCAGGGCGAUACGUGCUGCUGGAUGUGUGACAAGUGUGAGCCGUUCGAGUUCAUGAAGGACGAACACACGUGCGAGGACUGUGGUCACGGCCGGUGGCCCUACCCCGACAAGCUCUCCUGCUACGACCUCGAGGUGCAGUACAUGAAGUGGACCUCGCCGCUGGCUAUCGGGCCCAUCGCCAUCGCAGUCAUCGGAAUAGUGCUUACUGUGGCGGUGAUUUUGGUGUUUUUGCGUCGGGACGACACGCCGAUCGUGAAGGCGUCUGGCCGCGAGCUGAGCUACAUGCUACUGGCUGGCAUCCUCAUCUGCUACCUCAACACGUUCCUGCUGCUCACCAAGCCCAGUCCGGCCGCCUGCGCCCUGCAGCGCGUCGGCGUCGGGCUCGGCUUCGCCUUCAUCUACAGCGCCCUCUUCACCAAGACCAACCGUAUCUCACGCAUCUUCGACUCGGCGUCGCGCUCUGCCAAGCGUCCGAGCUUCAUCAGCCCCAAGUCCCAGAUCGUGAUCACGACGCUGCUCAUCUCCGUGCAGCUGCUGGCCACGGCCGUGUGGCUGCUGGUCGAGCUGCCCGGCGUGCGCUACGACUACCCGGACCGCGGCCAGGUCAUCCUCAAGUGCCGCAUCAAGGACUCGUCGUUCCUGGUGUCGCUCGUCUACAACAUGGUGCUGAUCGUCGUGUGCACCGUGUACGCCGUCAAGGCGCGCAAGGUGCCCGAGAACUUCAACGAGACCAAGUUCAUCGCCUUCACCAUGUACACGACGUGCAUCAUCUGGCUGGCGUUUGUGCCCAUCUACUUCGGCACGGGGAACUCGUUCGAGGUUCAGAUCACCACGCUGUGCGUGGCCAUCAGUCUGUCGGCCUCGGUGGCGCUCAUCUGCCUGUACGCGCCAAAGGUCUACAUCAUCGUCUUCCACCCGGAGAAGAACGUGCGGAAGCUGACGAUGAACAGCGCGGCUUACAGAAGAGCCGUCUCCAGCUCGGCAGCGCCCUCCUUCAACCACGGUGAGCGCUGCAGAUGUGACUAG